AUGCUUCCACCUUCAUUCAAUACAUUUACAAGCCAUAAGGAGCUUCUUACUUAUGUUCAAUUCUUUGCUAAAAGUCAAAGUUAUGCUAUUACUAUAAAAGAACAAGUUAAACAAAUGUUUGCUGCUGGCUCCUGUCCUCGCCAAAUUUUAUCAACUAUUCAGCAGAACGAUUCUUCUUCACUAAAAGCAUCAAAUGCAACUGAAGACUUACUCCUAAGCUCUUGUACAGGAAUUCUCAGAUUAACAAUAGGAAUUCCAUGUUCACAUAUAAUUAAUGAACAUUUGAUGACUGGCCAGGCAUUGCAACAGACUAAUUUCCAUGAAUAUGGAUGGAUUCAAGAUCAUUAUCUUGAAUUUCUUAAACCUAUUUAUCCUACAAAUAAUAAUUCUGCUAAUUUCCAGCCCCUUCUUCAGUCACUUGCACAAAUGUUUCAAUUUUGGCCACCACAUCAAUAA
Cetraspora pellucida is the source of this 456-nucleotide messenger RNA. The record is from the annotation of a GenBank genome assembly. Lineage: Eukaryota; Fungi; Glomeromycota; Glomeromycetes; Diversisporales; Gigasporaceae.